Limulus polyphemus (Atlantic horseshoe crab) is the source of this 436-nucleotide messenger RNA. Its product is annotated as cytochrome b-c1 complex subunit 6, mitochondrial-like. The record is from RefSeq and is a predicted model, not a curated record. The transcript has a single exon. The coding region runs from base 150 to 413 and encodes 87 amino acids. NCBI's taxonomy places the organism in Eukaryota, Metazoa, Arthropoda, Merostomata, Xiphosura, Limulidae. Gene Ontology annotation, biological process: mitochondrial electron transport, ubiquinol to cytochrome c.
UCAGAAUACUCUACUCGUCGUAAAAAGGUACAGGCCGACUACUUUAUGAUUAAUACUAUCAGUUAGGCGUACGUGUUGAGGGUAUAAAGUAAUACUGGUAAUAUAAUUUAUAAAAGGUAGAUAACUAUAAUUUUCGAGUACAUCUAAAAAUGUCUCUUGAAAAAGUUAAGGUACAUGCUGAAUCAGUAGAAGAAGAGGAAGAGGAAGAAGAACUCGUAGACCCUGGCGAGACUCUUAAGGCUGAAUGUGCUCAGGAAGCUAAAUGUGUUGCCCUUCAAGCGAGGAUGGACGAAUGCACCAAUAGGGUGAAUAACACGGAAGGCACUGACGAAACCUGUGUGGAAGAACUGUUUGAUUUUUUGCACUGCGUAGAUCACUGCGUUUCCAAGUCACUUUUUAAGUAUUUGAAAUAGACAAAGCUUAAAAGAAAAAGAAA